UGUUGAUAAGGUGCCAGAUUUUGUGGUGGGAGUAGCAUGUCUCUUUUCCUAUAUAGACCUCAAAAUCCACAUACUCCCAAGUUUGUUACUAACCAUAUCAUAUCAAUGUUUCCCUUGUUGAACUACUCUCUUCUUUUCUUGAUAUUCAUUCUUACCUACAAACUUAUUUUUAAAACCAGAAACAAAUUCAGAAACCUUCCACCAGGUCCAACCUCUCUCCCCAUAAUUGGCAACCUCCACCUCCUAAAACCUCCACUCCACCGCACUUUCCAACGUAUUUCACAAAAAUACGGCAACAUCUUUUCCCUAAGGUUCGGUUCCCGCCUCGUAGUCGUCGUUUCAUCAAACUCCGCAUUCCAAGAAUGUUUCACCAAAAACGACCUCGUCUUAGCCAACCUGCCACAUUCUCUUGCCGGAAAACAUAUUUUCUACAACUGCACCACCAUUGGAACAUGCUCCUAUAGUGAACACUGGCAGAAUCUCCGUCGUAUCAGUACUCAAGAUCUUCUUUCGACACAAUGAGUACUUUCUUUCGAAUCUAUCCGAAGGGAUGAAACCAAUAGGUUGAUACAUAAAUUGGCCAAGGACUACUCCUCCGGCAUGAAAUUUGAACAAGUGGAACUAAGUUCUAUGCUUCAUAACAUAAUGUACAACCACUUGAUGAGAAUGAUCUUUGGAAAGAGAUACUACGGCGAAGAAACUGACGCGAAGGAUGCGAAGGAAGCUAAGGAAUUUAGGGAGACAGUUGCGGAGUUACUAAAAUUUGCAGGGGUUACAAAUAAAGCAGACUAUUUGCCAUUUUUAAGGUGGUUUGAUUAUCAAAACUUGGAAAAGAAAUUACAGAAUAUCAGCAACAAAUUUGACGCAAUCUUGAGUUCACUCAUUCAUGAGAGUCGUAGUAGGAUGCAGAAAGUGAAUACCAUGAUCGAUCAUCUCCUCAAACUUCAAGAAUCACAGCCUGAGUAUUACACCGAUGAGAUCAUCAAAGGACUUGUUUUGUCUAUGCUCUUUGCAGGAACAAACACUUCGACUGUAACAUUAGAGUGGACAAUGUCUAACUUAUUAAACCAUCCAGAGGUGUUAAAAAAAGCAAAAGAUGAAAUAGAUACUUCUAUAGGACAAGAUCGUUUGUUGAAUGAGACAGACCUUCCGAAACUUGUUUACCUUAAGAAGGUUGUUCUAGAGACACUUCGGUUGUAUACCAGCUUUUACACUAAAUUUUACACCUACAUGCUACUUUGACACUAAAUUUUACCUUACAUGCUACUUUGACACUAAAUUUUACACCUACACCAGCUUUUAUACUAAAAAUACAUACUAAUUGUUUUUAUAAUAGUUUUUUGUUUCAUUUUGAAAUCUGUGCAUCACUAAGUUAAUGAUAUACAUACGGUGUAAUUACUAUACGGUGUAGAAAAUAGAUGUAAGCAUAGCAUAACUCAUAAGGUAAAUAACUUUGAUGUUAUAAACACUGAAAAAUCUUUUCAAACGGGGUGUACUCAAGAGUGUGUUUGAUGGAGUAUUUUAAUGAGGUAAUGUAAUGUUUUGAGGGAAUUUAAAAUGAUUUGCACAAAAUUUAUUGUUUGGAUACAAAAAUGAAGAAUUGUUAAAAUGAUGGAAAUUUGUGGAGUAUUUUAUCUAAUUUAAAUUUAAUAUUUUGAAAUGACACCAAAAAUCAAAGAAUUUGAAAUUACUCUCAUACUAAAUAGAAUGUAUUUGUUACUAUUAUUUCUUCAAAUUUUACAAAUUAGUCCUCAUAUUUUUCAAAAUUAAAAAAUUGACCCCAAAAAAUUGCAAAUUGGUCCUUAAUAAUUUUUAAAAUUUACAAUUUGGUUCUUCAAAUUUUUAAAAAUUGCAAAUUGGUCCCUACUUUUUUAAUUUUGUCCAAAAAAUUUAAAUUUUAUAAAAAAUGACCCCA
This is a messenger RNA of Vicia villosa (hairy vetch), 1915 nucleotides long. Its product is annotated as isoflavone 2'-hydroxylase-like. Bases 601 to 1242 code for a protein of 213 amino acids. The transcript has 2 exons. The record is from RefSeq and is a predicted model, not a curated record. NCBI's taxonomy places the organism in Eukaryota, Viridiplantae, Streptophyta, Magnoliopsida, Fabales, Fabaceae. Gene Ontology annotation, molecular function: iron ion binding; heme binding; monooxygenase activity.